Messenger RNA from Populus euphratica (Euphrates poplar), 1353 nucleotides. RefSeq names its product 12-oxophytodienoate reductase 2-like. NCBI's taxonomy places the organism in Eukaryota, Viridiplantae, Streptophyta, Magnoliopsida, Malpighiales, Salicaceae. The transcript is spliced from 5 exons. The record is from RefSeq and is a predicted model, not a curated record. Bases 94 to 1170 code for a protein of 358 amino acids. Gene Ontology annotation, molecular function: FMN binding; oxidoreductase activity.
ACGCUUACCUGAUCUCGCGUACCAACUCCUCCAAGUUCUUAGUGAAUCACCACAAUAACAAUUAAUCAACUGCAAGUUGCUGAGACUCCCACGAUGCCUCUUCUCACCCCAUACAAGAUGGGCAAGUUUAAUCUUUCUCACAGAAUUGUCCUGGCACCAUUGACUAGACAGAGAUCUUACGAUAACGUUCCUCAGCCGCAUGCCGUUCUAUACUACUCCCAGAGAGCCACAAAGGGGGGUCUUCUCAUAUCUGAAGCCACUGGAGUUUCUGACACAGCACAAGGGUACCUACAUGCUCCAGGUAUUUGGACCAGAGAGCAAGUCGAAGCAUGGAAACCCAUUGUGGAUGCUGUCCAUGCCAAAGGAGGUAUUUUCUUCUGUCAAAUUUGGCAUGUCGGGAGGGUGUCAAAUAGCGGUUUCCAGCCAGAUGGGCAAGCUCCGGUCUCUUCUACAGACAAGCCAAUAUCUUCUCAACUUGAAGGCAUGGAGUUCACACCUCCGAGGCGUCUAAGGACAGAUGAAAUCCCUCAAAUAGUCAAUGAUUUCAGAAUUGCUGCGAGGAACGCAAUAGAAGCUGGUUUUGAUGGAGUUGAGAUCCAUGGGGCUCACGGAUAUCUAAUUGACCAGUUCAUGAAAGAUCAAGUAAACAACAGAACAGACCAAUAUGGUGGAUCACUAGAGAACCGCUGCCGAUUCACUUUGGAAAUAGUUGAGGCUAUAGCGAAUGAGAUAGGAUCAGAUAAAGUUGGAAUAAGACUGUCUCCUCAUGUAAACUAUAUGGAAUCGGGAGACUCAGAUCCUGAAGCUCUAGGGCUCUACAUGGUUAAAUCCUUGAAUAAAUACGGUAUUGCUUACUGCCACAUGGUUGAGCCAAGAAUGAAGAUAGGCGCAGGGAAUACAAAAUUCUCUGAAAGUCUGCUGCCUAUGAGGAAGGCUUUCAACAAUACAUUCAUUGUUGCUGGUGGUUAUGACAGGGAAGAUGGAAACAAAGCUCUUGAAGAGAACCGUGCAGACCUUGUCGCUUAUGGUCGCUUGUUCUUGGCAAAUCCAGAUUUGCCGAGGAGAUUUGAACUUCAUGCUCCUCUCAACAAGUACAACAGAGAAACAUUUUAUACACAUGACCCUGUUGUUGGUUACACUGAUUAUCCUUUCCUUGAAGACACUGCGUAGGGUUUUGAGUCACCAUAGUUGAAACUUGUAUUCUGUGAGUAUUUUUGUUGUUGUCGUCUGAUUGCUUUCAAUUAUUGUUUCUAUGAGUUUAAAUGUUUUGUAAACCAUUAAAAUAGUUAUAAUUCAAUAAUAAAAGCGGAUUGUAGACCAGCAUCUGGUCAGCAAUACACAUUUCAGAUUGAA